This is a messenger RNA of Colletotrichum spaethianum, 1149 nucleotides long. RefSeq lists its product as uncharacterized. The record is from RefSeq and is a predicted model, not a curated record. NCBI's taxonomy places the organism in Eukaryota, Fungi, Ascomycota, Sordariomycetes, Glomerellales, Glomerellaceae. The transcript has 3 exons. Bases 1 to 1149 code for a protein of 382 amino acids.
AUGCUCCCGACCACUCCGCACUUCCCACCCCUCGCGCUGGCCGCUCUGUUGGCCACGGCAACCGCAAGAAACAUCGCCAGCGCACAUACCCUUGCCCUAAGAAUGGACAGUACCACGGCCGUCGGAACAAACCCCAUCGUUAAUCCCAAGGUCGAGUACCUGGGCCUCCAAAAGGCGGAUAACAGCUGCUCGCACCGCGACCUGGGCUUCACGGGCGCCAUCGCGGGCAAGUGGUACGCCGUCUGGGGCGAUGUGCUCUGGUGCGAUGCGGGUGUGAAGGAUCCCGAGAAGGACACGCCCGGGUUUCACGGCAUGGUCCGCGACGCUGUAUCGGCCGUGACGAGCGAUCCGCUGCUGGUGCACGAUUUGAACAUGGGCGACAAUCAAAGGCAGAAACAGUUUAUCCCGUUCAACGCCUCUUGGGGUGAGAGGUUCGAUACCGGGUUUGGCGGGACCAGCCUGGUUGAGACCGAUGCCGCCACCGGAACUGGGGCCGUCUUUUAUCUGGUUAACCAAAACGCAGCAGGCCUCGUCGGCGCUGGCAUCGCCCAGGUGAAUGUCAUCAACGGUACGCCCACGGUGACCAAGCGCUACGGCGAAAAGGGCUACUGGUGGCCUGCCGACACGAACCCGCGGUACGGAGACAUCGCUGCGUUCCGUGACCCACGGUCCGAGUACAUAUACGCCUGGGGCGGCCCGCCAACGACCAUCUCCCGCAGCGACUGGCUCCAGAGCAGCUACGUCUACAUGGUGCGCGUCAAGGCGAGCGAGGCGUUCGACCUGUCCAAGUACGAGUACUGGUGGGGCCGGCAGCGGGGGUGGAGUACGGAGCGGUUGACAACCUUCACGGCCGAGACGGCUGCGGUUUGGGGCACCGGGCAGGGACAGGUUGUGUGGAACGAGUUUUACCAGUGCUAUAUUUUCGUUCACUUGGGUAUCGGUGGUGGCUCGGUCUUUUUGAGGACGGCUCCCAGUCCCGAGGGCCCCUGGACGCCGGACGUCAAGAUCUUCGACGCGAAGCCCAUCAACGGUGGUCUAGUCUACGCCGGCGUUGCUCACCCGUACCUUGAUGAGUCUGGCAAGACUCUCGUCAUCUCCUUCACCAACAACAACAGGAUCCAGGUGAUCAAAGCGACCUUUACCCAAUAA